AACCCAGCGAACCUCUGUAUGGUAUAAAUGAGACAUGCAGGGCUUGUUCAGCAGCUGAGGUAGCUGAUGAGAGGAAGCUGGAGUCCCCAGUCUGAGCUAGACGGACUUUAGAAAACCUGGUGGCCCAAUCUAAGAUUGAACACAAACCAGAGACCGACUGAACACCAUGACGGCCAUCAAUGCACCUAAAGACAAAUACCACGCAGUAUGGAUUAUUUUCUUCAUCCUGGGAUUGGGAACCCUCUUACCGUGGAAUUUCUUCAUGACGGCCACAAUGUAUUUCACAGACCGAUUGAAAGACCCUUCAACUAUCAGCGUCAAUGGGACCUCAGAGCGCUCUGUGCUGGAAUCCAAGUUCAACAACGUGAUGACGCUAUGCGCCAUGUUGCCGCUGCUCAUUUUCACCUGCCUCAACUCCUUCAUACACCAAAGGAUCCCUCAGAAGCUGCGUAUCUCAGGCAGCCUGGCCGUCAUCUUCCUAGUCUUCAUGCUGACAGCUAUACUGGUCAAAGUGAACAUGGAGCCUCUGCCCUUCUUCACCCUGACUAUGAUUAAAAUAAUCUGCAUCAACUCGUUUGGAGCGGUCCUUCAGGGCAGUCUGUUUGGGCUUGCAGGGAUCCUGCCUGCCUCCUACACCACUCCCAUAAUGAGUGGGCAGGGUCUGGCUGGUACCUUCGCUGCCUUCUCCAUGAUCUGUGCCUUGGCCUCUGGAUCAGAGCUGCAGGACAGCGCUUUUGGUUACUUCAUCACAGCCUGUGUGGUUAUUCUUCUGGCCAUAACUUCCUACUUCAUGCUGCCAAAGAUGGAGUUCUUCCAGUAUUACAUAGAGAGUAACAAAUCAGCACCGUCUCCUGAUGAGGAAAACAAGAUGGACUUACUGAAGAAAGAAAAUCAAGAAGAGAAGCAGCCGGGUACGAAUCUGAUUGAGGAGGAGACCAGUGGCAGCACAUCUGUGUUUAACAUCUUUACGCAGAUCUGGGUGAUGGCUCUGUCUGUGUGCUUCAUCUUCACCGUCACCAUCGGGAUGUUCCCAGCAGUGACCGUUGAUGUAAAGUCGACGAUAGCGAACGGCAGCAGCUGGGAAACAUACUUCAUGCCCGUGUCGUGUUUCCUCCUCUUCAACGUGAUGGACUGGGCUGGCAGGAGUCUGACGGCCGUCUGCAUGUGGCCGGGGAAGGACAGCAUCUGGCUUCCUGUCCUGUGCGGCGUGAGGGUGAUCUUCAUCCCGCUCUUCAUGCUGUGCAACGUCCAGCCUCGGAACUACCUCCCCGUGGUGUUUUCUCAUGACGCCUGGUACAUCUUCUUCAUGAUCCUGUUCUCUUUCUCCAACGGAUACCUGGCCAGCCUCUGCAUGUGCUUUGGACCAAAGAAGGUACCACAGCAUCAGGCGGAGACAGCGGGCGCCAUCAUGGCCUUCUUCCUGUCCCUGGGAUUGGCGCUUGGCGCUGCAGCGUCCUUUGCUACCCGGUUCAUGGUCUAAACGUGGAUUUUGACGUACAUCAGAUGACCUCGCCUUCAUCGCCUCCGCUUGUCUCGAGUCUGAGUGGAGGUCAAGCCAGAGAAGACUAGAGACCCUCUGUCUUCCAUAUGUUUUUUUUUUUUAGCAGGGACUCAUCCUGGCAAUACGAGCUAAAACAUUAAUUUAAUGUUUUUAUUUUUUUACUCCAGAGUCAGGAAAUUCUUUUAAUUUAAACCAAAAGUUUUAGAGAAAUUUUAGAUACGGAUUGGUGUUUAAGCAGCGGUUCUCCUGGUGCAUCCUGUGUAUAAAAUGAUGGGUGGGUGGGAUUGUUAGAGCAAUAGUGCUAUUACAGCCUUUGUAUGGGAUAUUUAAUUAUAACAGAAACCUCAUUUAAGGCAUCCAGUUAACAGAUGUAUAAACAGUGCUGUUAGCUGCUGCUCCUAAGCCUGUCAAUAUUUAUAACCAGUUGGUAUAAUCUGUUAGCUGUGAUCAUUUAAAUAUAACAGAUGAAAAAGUGCCAUUUCAUGAUGGACUGUUGGAUUGUGUGAGGAAACCAAAUAAAAUAAGAAAAGAACAUGAUGAACUCUGAAGGGAAGCUUUACUGCAGUCACUAUUUACGCUCCCUUUUUAAAACAGAGAAACAAACAAUGCAAAGAUGAAUCUCAUCCUAAUUUUUGCUUUUUUAUUGGGGGUCAGUGAGCAGUGAUUUGGUUCCACCCACUGCCUCUGGCAUCAUUUUGACUAUUUAUAUUGUUUUUUUUUUUAACUGUUAUACAAAGCAUGUAUUUCUGAAAGCAAUAUGAAAAUGAAUGAAAUCAGAACAACCUGCAGCUAUUUGUGACAUAAAACCUUAGGAAUUUAGUUGAAAUGUAAUUAAACCUAAAAGUCAGGAAGUGUGCCGUUUCAUUCUUAGUUUAGAAUUAGAUUUUUAUACCAGCUAGUUUGUCCUGCAAGUUCUCACUUUAAAUUGAUUAGCCUGUGUUUUUUUGAUAGCAUUUUGUUUUUUGUAUUCUUUCAUUUUACAAUAGUAACCAGAUUUUAACCGAUGAAUGCUUUAAAAGCAGAAUAGACGCCAUUAGAUCAUUUCAUGUGAACAAAAUAAAUGUAUUUUUAAAAUAA
Molecule: messenger RNA, 2578 nt
Organism: Cyprinodon variegatus (sheepshead minnow)
Lineage: Eukaryota; Metazoa; Chordata; Actinopteri; Cyprinodontiformes; Cyprinodontidae
Gene: slc29a1
Product: solute carrier family 29 (equilibrative nucleoside transporter), member 1
Exons: 13
Coding region: 167-1480 (437 amino acids)
Biological process (GO): uridine transmembrane transport; nucleoside transmembrane transport
Cellular component (GO): plasma membrane
Molecular function (GO): nucleoside transmembrane transporter activity
Source: RefSeq, a predicted model, not a curated record